This is a messenger RNA of Paramuricea clavata, 318 nucleotides long. Lineage: Eukaryota; Metazoa; Cnidaria; Anthozoa; Malacalcyonacea; Plexauridae. The record is from the annotation of a GenBank genome assembly.
AUGAGAACAAGGGUUCCACAAUCUGAGGACAAGGUUCCACACACUGAGGACAUGGUUUCUGACACUGAGAACAAGGUUCCUCACUUUGAGAACAAGGUUGCUCAUUCUGAGGACAAGGUUCCUCACUCUGAAGGCAAGGUUCCUUACACUGAGGACAAGUUUCCUCACUCUGAGGACAAGGUUCUUCACUCUGAGGACAAGGUUCCUCGCUCAGAAGACAAGGUUCCGUCCUCUGAAGGCAGGUUCCUCAGACUGAGGACAAGGUUCCUCGCUCUGAGGAAAAGGUUCCUCACUCUAAAGUCAGGUUCCUCACACUGA